AGCACUACCACAGAGCUGAAAUAAAAAUAGUUGAAGUCGAAAAGUUAUCGAUAAUUAAAGCAAAAACAAAAACAAAUCAACAAAUGAACGAACGAAGCGUGCUAUUUCCAAAUACAAAAUGCUAAAUAAAUUGGAAUUUAAUAAUUUGGUUAUAACCAACAAAAAAACCAUACAACAAGCACGCUCUCAGACAAUUGCGAAGGUGGUGCAAAAGUUGCGCAAAGUAAAGGAUGCGUUGGCCAAGAAACCCGAUAAUGAAGUAAAUAAGGCACGUCAACGCAAAAAUGUUGAAUAUAUUGCACAACUAAAGUCACUCAAAAGCGUAGAUAUAAUGCGUUCACUGCUGCUGAAGGAUGAAAAGAAGCACAAUGCAAUUUUAACCAAUGGCCGCGCCACACCUGAUGAAGUUGUCAUUGCCAUGUUGGGCCUUAACAAAGUUAUGCAGGGCUUGGUUGCCAAGUUUCAAGAGACCUUGAAUUUGAGCAGUGAUCCCAAUGCCAAUUGGCGUGAGGAGAUAUUGCAAACGAGCAAGCGUCGCCUGAAAUUAGAACGUACCGAAGAAAAACGGCGUAAACGUAAGGAACUCAAAGAACUGAAAUUACAGUCGCGCAAGCGCUUAGAGUGGCUCGAACAAAAUAAACCAGAGGGCGAAUUAGAUGAAAAGGAAACCCCCGAGUCUGAGACAAAGAUAACUACGACAAAUGCUGUCGUUUGCCUAGUUGAGAAAGUGAAUAAAACUGCUAAACCACCAGUGAAAGUGGAUACAAUUUCAAGUAAUGAUAAACCCAAAAAAAGCGAUAAAGUUCCAAAAGCGCAAAAUUCACAGGAACCCAAAGGCAAACGUGUACAAAACAAACAAAAGGUACAAGAGAAAUCAAAUAAAUCAGAACCGGAAGUCAAAUAUGAGCCCAUGAAACCUAAAGAAGAGGAAAAGGAAAGACCUACACAUGUUGUCGAUCCAUUCUUCAUUACAGAAUCGGGACAACCAUAUCUAUCGACAGCUGUUGUUAUGUCGGAUGAUAAUAAUGACACGGAUAAUGACGAAUAUCAACCGGAACAAAAAAGACGCAAACCAAUGACCAAUCGCCAAGAAUAUAGACAGGAAAAUAGUAGAACACGAAUCACCGAGAGGCCAAUUUUAACAAAUUUCAAAGGCAAGAAAACAAAGUUUGCUGAGGACGGCAGCGCUGCAGAAACGACUUCACCUUUCGCAUCUCCUGCUGCUGAAAGUAGCGAAGCAGGCAUGCAUCCAUCGUGGAUUGCUAAACAGAGACUUAAACCAAAAAUAGCAUCAUUUGCGGGCACUAAAAUUAAAUUUGACGAUUAGAUUUUAUGUUAAAGUUACGUUUAUUUUAAGUGUGACCAAGAAAUGGCAAUUUUAGACGUCCACCUUGGGUACGAAAUGACCACGAGUUUUAUCAUUGCUCAGCAGCUUGUCGACGUCGACAUCUGGGAAUUUGCGUUUCAACAUCUGCAAGUCAAUGUUGGGAUUGCGUCGCAGCAUCAUCAUAACCUCAUUGCGUGAGCGACUAAAAUAAAUAGAAUGUUAAUAAACAAUGCAA
Molecule: messenger RNA, 1562 nt
Organism: Drosophila innubila
Lineage: Eukaryota; Metazoa; Arthropoda; Insecta; Diptera; Drosophilidae
Gene: Rlb1
Exons: 2
Coding region: 119-1327 (402 amino acids)
Source: RefSeq, a predicted model, not a curated record